Molecule: messenger RNA, 1070 nt
Organism: Tarenaya hassleriana
Lineage: Eukaryota; Viridiplantae; Streptophyta; Magnoliopsida; Brassicales; Cleomaceae
Product: calmodulin-binding protein 25
Exons: 1
Coding region: 162-899 (245 amino acids)
Biological process (GO): response to osmotic stress
Cellular component (GO): nucleus
Molecular function (GO): calmodulin binding
Source: RefSeq, a predicted model, not a curated record
CCAUCUCUCUCUCUCUCUCUAGCGUAUACGACUCUCUUCUUCUUCUACUGGAAACCUUGCUCAAAAAAUGCACUGAUCAUCUCUCAAUCUUUUUUUCCCAAUUCCAUCGAUCGAUAUUUUUCGGUUGUUUUUCCUGGUUUUUGGCUGGAAUCUUGGUGGUUAUGGCGUCAUCGGAGGGGCUAACGAGCGUGGAGCCAUGGCCGUUUCGGCAGAGCUUGGGUGUCGAUUCAUGGCUGAUUCCGGAGUCUACCUUCUCCCGCGACAGCGAUAUGCUCACCAGAGCGCUCCACAAGUCCUUCUCGACCACUCAGCAGCACCACAACCAAAUUCUCCUCUCCGAUCCUCUCUAUCCCUCCGCCCUUCUCGAUUCCUCCGCGAUCUCCGAGCCUCCGCUAUCUCCGGCUCCUCCACCGGCGACGAAUCUAUCAAACGUAUCCGCCGGCUCUGAUCGGGAAACCGCAGGCACGAAACGGAAGCGCAACGGUGGUCCUGCUGGUAAGCCUCUGAAACGGCGAUCUCGAACUUCAAAGAAAUCUCAGACGACGUUUAUAACGGCGGAUCCGGAGAAUUUCCGGCAGAUGGUGCAGCAGGUCACCGGCGCCAAGCACAUCGGCUCGUCCCACAGCAUUUUCGCUCCGAUCGUGAAGCCAGAGCCACAGAGGCUCGCGAAUCUGCAGCCGUCGGACCGGUUGGGGCUUCCGACGCUCGAUACGUCGGCUUUUCUAUCGAAUCAUCACCAGGAGAGCCAAAUGGCGGGUAGCAAUGCAUUUUCUGGAGACGGAACUGGCUCGGUGUUGUCGCCGAUCACAUCGUUCCAGUCCAUUGCUGCGGCGGAGAUCGGUGGCUCCGCCGUGGAGUUCGAUACCUACCCGACGCUCGAGUCCUGGAAAGUUAUGUGAUCUGCUGCGAUAGUGUUAAGAUUAAUUCUGCUUCUUCUUCUUCUUUUUAUAUGAAAAAUCUAGUGACUAAAGGAAAGGAUUCUGUCUGUUCAUAUUUUUGGGGAAAUCGGUGUAAUGGAAAAUUAGAAAUUAAUCCAUUUUCGUAUGGUCGAGAAAUCCACAUUCGUCAAA